This is a messenger RNA of Thamnophis elegans (Western terrestrial garter snake), 2797 nucleotides long. It is a transcript of the gene GCNT4, whose product is annotated as glucosaminyl (N-acetyl) transferase 4. Bases 78 to 1451 code for a protein of 457 amino acids. NCBI's taxonomy places the organism in Eukaryota, Metazoa, Chordata, Lepidosauria, Squamata, Natricidae. Gene Ontology annotation, molecular function: acetylglucosaminyltransferase activity. The record is from RefSeq and is a predicted model, not a curated record. Gene Ontology annotation, cellular component: membrane. The transcript is spliced from 3 exons.
GCCACGUGCACGAGCGGCCAGGCCAGCGGGACGCCCUGCCUGCUCCCUUCUCUCCGUCGGAGCGCAGCCAGUCAGAAAUGUCUGUCUUCUUCAGAAUGAAGAAAUGCAAAUGCUUCCAUAUUUGUCCAAUACGAUGGCGUAUUUUAAUACUGUUUUUAGUGGUUGUGCUGCUCUGGCUGUUCAAAGAUGAUUGGAUUUUAUUCUUUCACCAAGAUAUGUACUUUGUAGAACUGUUUUUAAGCACCUCGUCAUUUGUGAAAAACAGGUACAGCCAUGUAAAUCAAUAUGACCAAUAUACAAUUAAUUGUUCCUACAUCUAUGAUCAAGAUCCCACGGAGAUUGGAAAGUCUUUAGCGAUAAAGAGAAAAGAGAUUAUUGAUUUAGAAGAUGAAGAUGUUAUAGCAAUGACCAGUAACUGCCAGCAAUACCGAAGAAUUAGAGAAUAUCACCUAAAGGCCGUUUCUCCAGAAGAGGAAGAAUUCCCUUUAGCUUAUUCUCUGGUUGUUCACAAAAAUGCCAUAAUGGUUGAGCGGCUCAUUCAUACAAUUUAUAGUAGUCAGAAUGUCUACUGUAUCCAUUAUGAUCAAAAGUCAUCUAACACUUUCAAACAGGCUUUGGAGAAUCUGACCAAAUGUUUCUCUAAUAUAUUCAUUGCAUCCAAAUUGGAAGUGGUUGAGUAUGCCCAUAUUUCAAGGGUGCAGGCAGACUUGAAUUGUUUUUCUGAUUUAUUGAAAUCUGAAGUUCCAUGGAAGUAUGUAAUUAAUUUGUGUGGCCAAGAUUUUCCCCUGAGAUCAAACUUUGAGCUGGUAGAUGAACUUAAGAGACUUAAUGGAGAUAACAUGUUGGAGUCUGUCAGACCAAGCAGUAGUAAAAAACAAAGAUUUACCUAUCACCAUGAACUUCAAAAAAAGUUUUAUCACUCCAUGAAGAUGCCUGCGAAAACUAAUAUUCCAAAGAGUCCACCUCCACACAAUAUAAAAAUUUUUGUAGGCAGUGCGUACUUUAUUUUAUGUCGAGCUUUUGUACAAUAUAUUCUUGGCAAUUCCCAAGUUCAAGAUUUUUUUGAAUGGUCAAAGGAUACUUAUUCACCGGAUGAACAUUUCUGGGCAACUCUUCUUCGUAUGCCUGGAGUACCUGGACAGGUUUCAAGAGAAGCUGACGAUAUCACAGAUCUUCAGAUCAAAACCCGUUUGGUAAAAUGGUACUACUAUGAGAAUGUGCUCUACCCUCCCUGCACUGGUGCAUAUCUUCGCAGCGUGUGCAUCUAUGGAGCUGCAGAAUUCAGAUGGCUCCUCAACCACGGGCAUUGGUUCGCCAACAAAUUUGACUCAAAAGUGGAUCCUAUUGUAAUAAAAUGUUUGGCAGAAAAGAUUGCCAAGCAGCAAAAGCAAUGGGUUCGUUUAGCUUCCGAAAAACGUGUGAUGCACAACGGGUCCCUCCUAACAGUAUAGAAUAGUUAUGAGUAGAUUAUGUGGUAUUUUUAAAGUGCGGAAUUGCUCACUUGCAGUUAUGAUGGUAAUAGAAAAGUACUUUUAUGGCUCAUUCUCAUAUUUAUGACCUUUGCAGGUCUGUAAGGGGAAAAAAAGCCAAAGUAAGAUCACGAGCCCAAGUACAGUUUCACUAGGGACUCCUUCACUUAAGAACCAAGUUUCCAGUCCCAAUUGUGGUUAGCAAACAAGCACUAUCUGUACAACUUCAGUAAUAAAAGAUUAAAGAGAAUGAGCUUAUUUAUAUUUGUUUAAGCCAAUGGGUCUCAAGCCUUUUAACUUCUUCCAUUUACUUCAUAUGUUUUCCCUUUAACCAGUAUAGAUUAUUCUUGUAUGUAGCUUGGAUGCUAGGCCAAAACUAAAAGAAGAAGUAAAGGAAGAACAAUGGUGCUCUGAUUUUUUUAAAGCCAAGUGCAGGGAAACAUUAAGGCAAAGCAACAAUCACUUGAGCCAGUCACUCCCUCUCAGUCCAACCCAUCUCACACAAUUAUUGUGGGGAAAAUAGAAGGAAAGAACAUUAGCUAUGUUCGCCACCUUGGCAGGAUAAAAAUCUAAUAGAUACGUAAUAAUAAACAGAUUAGAACAAAAGGCAGAUUGCCAAGUGCAGGUCAGGCCCUAGAAGGGCAGGUGCUUCUGUGCAAACCCGAUGCUCAGGUUCUCCUGAAGCCCAGGCCAAAAUGGGCAUGAAGGGCAGCAUCCUGUGUCCAAACGUUGUGGCUACAGCAUCUUCACUUACCCAAUAGGUCCUUGGCAGAUGCCAGGUGCAGACUGAAUUAAGACCAAGGUUAUGAAUUCAGUCUUGUAGAUAAUUAGUAGGUCAAGAAUUGUGUUGGGAGAAGAUGAAAAACACUACCUGAAAUUGGAAUAGCUGAAGACAAAUUUAGGUUGUCUUCCUAAUGAACUGGGAAUAAGACAAAGGUUGUGUCAUGAGGUCAUGUCUUCUAAAAAUGGACAGUAGGUUAGCUUUAUGCCAAAGUGAGCUGGAAGAAACGAUGAGAUCCCAAAAAUGCUAUUAAAUAUUCAAUGCUUUGAAAAAGUGUUCUGAUCGCUGGUGUUCAAUGCUCCCUCAGAUUUUGGUGCAUGUGGAGUUUUUAUCUGCACAAACUCUGGCCCCUUAUUAAUUUUUCACUCUUAUCUCCAUCCCCAGAACUGUCUACACUUUUCAAACUACUGGUUUACACCAUGUGAAAUGCUUGAUCAGAUUCUUUUGCUUACUGUCUUAUUUACAAAAACUGAGUUUGAGAGUGGAGAAGAUGGAUUGACUAUACUCAAAAUAAACAUGGGACUAAGAAAUUCCAGAUAGCUUAUGA